AUGCAAGAUUCCAACGAAAUUAUGGAAAACUUGCUCCCAGAAAAGAGCAGAGAUGUUUAUAAGAAAGUGUGUCAAAAGUUCCUUAGAUGGAAAGAGCAGCAAGGCAUUGGCGAAAUUACAGAAAUGGUAAUUCUGAAUUAUCUGCAAGAUCAAUCAAAAAAUGCUGCCCCUUCGUCGAUGUGGAAUUAUUGCUCCAUGAUAAAAGCGUGCCUAAUUGCUUUUGAAAAUAUCGAUAUUGGUAGGUUUCCAAAAGUUAAAGCAUUACUCAAACAAAAAUCACGGGGCUACAGGAGCAAAAAAUCAAAAGUUCUAGACCGAGAGGAAGUCCUCCGCUUCGUCAUAGAAGCACCCGAUGAAGUUUACCUAUUAGUUAAGAUGAUUCUUGUUGUGGGAAUAGCUGGAGGUUGUCGAAUUGCUGAACUCACUAACAUGAAAAUCGAUGAUAUUGAUGAUCGUGGUAGCGUUAUGGUGAUCACCCUCCCCGACACUAAAACGAAUAAACCCCGAAUAUUUACCAUUAUUAAUGAAACAGUUGUGAAGGCCUUAGAUAUAUUUAAGAAGUAUCUGGAAUUACGCCCGAAGAAUGUGCCGAAUAAACGACUUUUUUUAAAUUAUCAGAAGGGAAGGUGUACGGUGCAGCCAGUUGGAGAAAAUAAAAUUCGCAAGAUGCCGUCCGUUAUUGCAUCAUUUCUGGGUCUUGUGAAUCCACAAUUAUACACUGGUCAUUCAUUUCGGAGAACAUCAGCUUCCCUCCUUGUUAAUGGUGGAGCAGACAUCCUAGAAUUGAAAAAACAUGGGGGUUGGAGCUCCACUAGCGUGGCAGAAAAUUACAUUGUUGAUUCUGUGGAGAAAAAGAACCAAACAUGUAAGAAAAUUUUUGGAAGCAGCAGCUCUACGUCAAACGUCGACAUUUCUGACGUACCAUAA
This is a messenger RNA of Zophobas morio, 927 nucleotides long. Its product is annotated as tyrosine recombinase XerD-like. Gene Ontology annotation, molecular function: DNA binding. Lineage: Eukaryota; Metazoa; Arthropoda; Insecta; Coleoptera; Tenebrionidae. The transcript has 2 exons. The record is from RefSeq and is a predicted model, not a curated record. Gene Ontology annotation, biological process: DNA integration; DNA recombination. Bases 1 to 927 code for a protein of 308 amino acids.